GCAUUUGCACCAUUUGUAUUGGGGCAUGACAACAAUAACAACGGCUCAAAAGCAGCUGUAGUGCGACCAAUUCAUUCUUCAUUUAUUAUUGGUAUCUGGCCGCAUAAUUACCUGGCGGCACCGGUCGCAUCUUUCUUCUAACCUGCAGGUUGCAUUCCGUCAUGGACAUAACGUCACCUGAAAACCUCGAAGGCAUACUCGAAACUGAAGGCUGCAGUGCAAAAGUUGCAGCUGCAUAUGAUGGCAUUUUGAAGGAUUCUUCAGCGGUUCUGCCAAAAAAUACGGAAGGUGGAGAUGUCUCUUCAACUGAUGUGGUUCCUCCGAAGCGACGCCCAGCUCGUACGUAUGGAAGAAAGUCUGCCGAAGACACAAGAAAAACUGAUGGAGAAGGCAGUGGUGAUACAUCCAAUGCUAUGGACAGCGGACUGAUGCAACUGCUUGACUUGCCGAUACCCAUGGAGGGUAUUGAAGAGACCUACGGCAAGGCGGUGGAAGGCGUGAUGAACUCGCUGAUACACCAAGAUGGAGGGUCAGAAGAAGAUGACGAUGAGACAAGAACAUUCCCCGCACGUAUUCAGUCGUCAGAUGCUGGUGUUCUACCUGAGCAUACGGAUCACCGCGCGCCAAGUUCGACAUCUUCACCGCCAACCGCAAUGCUAAACGAUGACGGCCAAACUGACGAUACCGAUGACAACGAGCCUGAUAUUCGAUCAUUUAGACCGCGCGGUCGUAUUGGUGCGAUGCGAAAAAGGAUUGAAGCAUCUGAUAAUGUCGUUCAAAAUGGGGAUGACGUUUCGCCAAAGUCCAUCACAGCGAACAAAUUGCAAAUGCUGGCCGAAAAAAUGCGUGCAAGGAAUAAUCCUUCAGAUUCAGCGGCCGCGGAUGUUAAUGAUAGCAGAACUGAAGAUCGGCCCGCAAAUGAUGUGAUUGAUUCCCUCUUUGAGGAUGAUUCAGAUAACGAGCUACCAAAUGUCUCUGAAGGGAUUAUGCAGAGAAAUUCAUCAAGGAAUCAGUCGCCAGAGGCCGAUCAAGAGAGUGAUUCUGACGUGCUCUACGACUCGGAUGGCAACGCUUUGUACGAAGAGCCUCCCAAAUCCAGCUCCAAAAGACGAAGCAAACAUGGGAAGGAUCAAUCGUCUGAAGAGCAGCUACUUGAGCUACGGAAGGAGACAGAACGGUUAUUGAGAAGCACCAUUGUUGAUUUGCCUCAGAGGCAGAGCAAGCUGACGAUAGGAAACUUUCUUGCUGCUCGGGGUAUCAGUCGGUCUGGUACAAUGGGAACUAAGACUAGUAACUUUGAAACAACACCUUCGAAUCAUGACGUCGAUGCGAAUAGUGUACCUGAAGAAUCACAAUCUCAUGAGCCGCCACUCCAGGAAUCGCCAUCUCAAGAAAAUCCGCCACCACCUGCUGCUAUACAAUCUGCUCCGGAAGAACAUCUUCCUGAGGAAAGUCACCUACCACUACCACUACCCAAGAGCCGAAAUCCCAAUCUACCACUGCCCCUCAAAGUGGACAAAAUCAUUUCCAAAUCUAAUUUGCGAAGCAUCGAAGAAAAUAACCGAGCAAUAGCCCGUCGUCUGGUCCUGAAAGCCGACCUCAAUGAUGAUGAUGAAGGAGAAGAGGAAGACUUUUUGGAAGUUAUUCAAGUGAAACAAAAUGAGGGUGAGCCCGAGUCAACAGCGAGCCAUAAAGUCCCCUUCGCGCAGCCGAUGAGGAUGAGUUCACGGGCUUUAUUGAAUCAGCAGUUGAUUCAGCGGAAUGUCCAGCAGGCCAAAAAAAGGAGGGAAGAAGAAGAAGAACAGCGGCGUCUUGCCCUUGAGGAGCGGGAGAAGCAGAAAGCGAAGAGAAAGGAGGAGCGUCGGGCAGCAUGGCUGGCAGAAAAGGCGGAGAGAGAAGGGAAGACGGAUCAAAUUGAAGAGGGUCAAGGAGAUAUCAAUGCAGAGGACGAUGACGUGGCUGUACUGGUAGCUGGCACGGAAGAGGAUGCUAACCAUCGUAGCAAGGGCGAAGACAUGAGAGACCGAACCAACGAAAAUGACGUAGAGACAAGUGACCGACGCCCUGCGGCACGUCGACUAUUUUCCGGUGAUGAUGCGCGGAGACCGUUCACUGAGUUGUUUCGAGACAGGGCUGCAAGUGAUUUGAGCGAGGCCGAAGCACGUAGAGACGAGACGGGUGUUCAUGAUGGAGAUGAGGACCGGGCGGACACUGCCGACUCUCAGGCUUUCCUGUUGAACGCCAUGCGCGAUAAUAGGCAAGAGGUCCAGAGUCAGGAUAUAAAUCAUAAAGUACAUUUGAAUUACAGCUACAGUUUUGAUACUGCGUCACAAGAGCUGUUGAAUACACAAGACACCCAAGCAGUGCCGGUUGAUGAAUCAGAAACAGAUCCUCCACGACCGCCGGCCGUGGUCGUUCCAGCCCCCAGUCCAGCCGCACCUAAAAGGGUGGGAAGAAUGAAGGGCAAAGAGGGAAAGCCUAAGGCAGGAAGCUUGAUGUACUUCUUUGAGAAGGCGAAACAACAACCUGCAUCGCUCACAUUGACAGACGAGAACGACGAUAUGGAUGCCACGUGUCCAGCAGGUGCGGGAGAAUUGAGGGCCAUAGGAGGGCUAGUAGGAGCGAGAGACGCAUUAGAUGAGAACUCAGGGUUGUUGGAUAUGCUGUCUGGGCAAUUUGAUGACGAACACGUCCGUAAUUCACAACAGGAAGCUGGAAGUGGCAUGGACGAAAACGAUGACGUGUUUGCAGCACUUUUGAGAGAUAGUAGUGAUGAAGAGGACAGUGUGGGAGUAGAGCACAAGAAAGUGGCUGCUCGCAUGGUUGAUGAGAGUGAUAGUGACGAUAGCGAGCAAAAUCCGAGUGAUGCAAGGGAGGAGGAUCAAGAGAACCACAACGGUGAGCAUUCAACUCCCACGUCAUUUUCCCAAUUGCUGCAUACCUCGGAUCCUUUGGACGACUCCCUGCAGUCCAUGAGAGAUCCUCCGGAUAUUGUUAGUAACCGCGCGGAAUCGAGCACGACCAUUAUAUUGGGAGCUGAAAGACAAAAGGAGAAGAGUGUCUAUGUCGAUGCAGAGGCCGAAGAGGAAGAAGACGAGUUUUUCGGCCUUGGCGGUGCAGAUGGAGAUGAGGUUGGCGAAGCUCUCGAUCAGGAUGAUAAGGACCUGGUCGUCAGCGACGAGGAGAUUUCCCAAGGGUUCCAAGAGAUUUUGGAUCUUCAUAGGCAACAAGUUCAAGAAGAACAUGAGAAAGAAAUUACGGAGCUGUUGAACGACGUAACCACUGGCAAUUUGCGAAAGCGCAAAGCAAGACGGUCAGAAAAUGGUGGAUUUUUAGAUGACAGCGAUGAGGAUGAUGAGCUCUUACUCGCACGGAUACGAGCGAGAGGCUUUAUUGAGGAGAGGGAAAGCCUUGGUGAUGAAGCGAGGGGAUUGGAGAUGUAUGCGGCGAAUCCUGAGACGGCAGCCUUUGCAAGGUGCUUUCAAAGCACAUGUGCCGUUAAGGAGGGCUUUUUGUCGUCGGAUGAGGAUCCAGAACCAGAAGGCAAGGCACCUGCGGUUGGUCUCACGAGAAAAGUACAUCGAGUUAGGACCCGUGAUAAGCGUGAUCGGGGAGGAGAGGAUAGCGACGAGGAAGAUAUGGAUGCGGCAGUGACAACGGGCGCUAAGCGAGCGAGGUUGGAACGAUAUCGCACAUGGCCAUUGACUGAUGAAGCAGAUGACGUUGAAGAAGGACAGAGUGGAGUCAGAAGAGAGCUUUUUGGAGCCGAACUCAGCAUCAGUUCUGAGAAACCAAUGCAAUUCGAGGAAGAGAGAAUUGAUGUUUUGGCACAAAUGAUGGAAAGAAAAAGAGCGAGAGCCAUGACUAAACUUUCCCGUCAAGCAUUAAGGGCGAGAAGCCCCGGAAGGGUCGAAAUGAUCUCGCGAACCACUGAGUCGUCCCGUAUAUUCAUGAAGCUUUCCGCUAAAGGUGGGUCAACGACGGGGUCAGGUGCCGCGGGAUCCACCUCUCCUUCCAGAAAGAAGCGGUCUGUUUCGUCCAUGUCUGGAUUUAAUGAUGGCGGCACGGCGGAUGUUAGCGGGAGAAGGGGCGGAAUGGGCUUCAGGGUUGGCGUUGAAAAGAACAUUGAGGAGGCACCGGUUACCAAAUCGAAAGGAAAGAAGAAGCGGGGAGAUAUGAAGGAAGGAGCAAGCAACCAACGGUUGUUGGGACUGUUCUCCAGGGAAAGAAGCUUUAGGACUUAGCUGUCUGUACAAUAAAUAGACGUGUGAUUGAGCAUACACGCUUCUUACAGAUAGCGGCAGAUGCGAGAGAGCAAACAUUCGUGUAUAUACAAAUAUUUUAUAUUAUCGACCGUAACGCCCA
This is a messenger RNA of Spizellomyces punctatus DAOM BR117, 4365 nucleotides long. RefSeq lists its product as uncharacterized. NCBI's taxonomy places the organism in Eukaryota, Fungi, Chytridiomycota, Chytridiomycetes, Spizellomycetales, Spizellomycetaceae. The record is from RefSeq and is a predicted model, not a curated record. Bases 162 to 4244 code for a protein of 1360 amino acids. The transcript is spliced from 12 exons.